Messenger RNA from Lemur catta (Ring-tailed lemur), 2809 nucleotides. It is a transcript of the gene FOXQ1, whose product is annotated as forkhead box Q1. Bases 751 to 1965 code for a protein of 404 amino acids. The transcript has a single exon. Gene Ontology annotation, molecular function: DNA-binding transcription factor activity, RNA polymerase II-specific; RNA polymerase II cis-regulatory region sequence-specific DNA binding. Lineage: Eukaryota; Metazoa; Chordata; Mammalia; Primates; Lemuridae. The record is from RefSeq and is a predicted model, not a curated record. Gene Ontology annotation, biological process: anatomical structure morphogenesis; cell differentiation; regulation of transcription by RNA polymerase II.
CCUCGGCCUGGUGAGCGUCCGCGUGGGAGCCGCGGCCACCUUGGCCACCUCGUUCCUCCAACCGCUUGCCGUCGCCUCCCAGGCUCCGCCCCCGCGGUGCUGCCGCAGGGUUAUAUUGGGCCGGGCCGAAGGUGGAGGCGACACGCAGCCGCGGCUGGCCAGCGCGGAUAUGCUGCCCCGGAGGCCGGGGGCGGGAAGGCGGCUGCGGGCCCUGUGGCCCCGCGGACUCGGCUCCGAGGGUGCUCAGGUCUAAAGGCGCCGGACCCUUCCCCGGCCGAGGCGCGCACAGCAUCCAGCACCAUUCCUGCGCCCGAGGACGCCCGCACGGGACCCGGGACUGCCAGUGAAGAUCCCCUCCUAGGCUCUUUUAACGACUAGCAGAUGCGAACGCUUCUUCCCUCCAGGAGGAAAUUGUAAGCUCGGAGCGCUCGGGCACCAGAGGGUGGAACCGCAGCCACCCUCAACUCACCUCAAAGUCUCUAAUCCUCGAACUGAAGGUAGUACCCACCCAACUCCUCCCUCUCCGCUCCUCUCAGUCCACCCAACACUCACAGGCCUUCCAAAGAAAAUUCUAGCGGAAGACGACUCUUCUACGGAAAAGUGACUGUCUCCCAAGACCAGGGAAAGCUCCCGGGAGAGAAAGCCAAGGCCCCCCGGCCUUGGGAUCCCAAUUCCAGUCCCCGGCGCCAGCUUCCCAAGACUGCGCGAAGGAGAAGGGUACGGCGCCCGGCGGGGACUGGGUGCGCGGGCAUGAAGUUGGAGGUGUUCGCCCCGCGCGCGGCCCACGGGAACAAGCCGGGCAGCGACCUGGAGGGCGCGGGCGGCAGCGACGUGCCGUCUCCGCUGUCGGCCGGCGACGACUCCCUGGGCUCGGACGGGGACUGCGCGGCCAACAGCCCGGCAGCGGGCGGCGGCGCCGGCGCCGGGGAUCUGGCGGCCUGUAGCAAGCGGAGCGCGGGCGGCGGGCCGGGCGCGGAGGAGGAGGGCCCCGCCGCGGCGGAGGAGGGGGGCGCGGCGGCCGGCGCGGCGGGGCCCGGCGCUGGGGGCGGCGAGGGCGCGCGCAGCAAGCCGUACACGCGGCGGCCCAAGCCCCCGUACUCGUACAUUGCGCUUAUCGCCAUGGCUAUCCGCGACUCAGCCGGCGGGCGGUUGACGCUGGCCGAGAUCAACGAGUACCUCAUGGGCAAGUUCCCGUUUUUCCGCGGCAGCUACACGGGCUGGCGCAACUCGGUGCGCCACAACCUCUCGCUCAACGACUGCUUCGUCAAGGUGCUCCGCGACCCCUCGCGGCCCUGGGGCAAGGACAACUACUGGAUGCUCAACCCCAACAGCGAAUACACCUUCGCCGACGGGGUCUUCCGCCGCCGCCGCAAGCGCCUGAGCCACCGAGCGACAGCCCCAGCGCCCGGGCUGCGGCCCGAAGAGGCCUCGGCCCAGCCCGCCGCGGCGUCCCCGCCGUCCGCGCCCACCGCCCCGACCUCGCCCCGGGCGCGCUCGCCCGCCCGCCAGGAGGAGCGCGCCAGCCCCGCGGGCAAGUUCUCCAGCUCCUUCGCCAUCGACAGCAUCCUCAGCAAGCCCUUCCGCAGCCGCCAGGACCGGAACGCGGCCCUUAGGGCGCAGCUGCCGUGGGCCGCCGCGCCCUGCCCGCCGCUGCCCGCGUACCCUGCGAUCCUCCCGGCGGCGCCCGGCGGGCCCCUGCUGCCGCUCUGCGCGUACGGCGCGGGCGAGCCACCGCUGCUGGGCACGCGCGGGGCCGAAGCACCGUCCGCCGCGCCACCGCCCGCGCCGCACCUCCUGCUCGCGCCCCUCUCGGCCCCGGCCCCCGCCAAGCCGUUCCGAGGCCCGGCGGCCGGCGGUGGUGCGCACCUGUACUGCCCCCUGCGGCUGCCCGCGACCCUGCAGGCGGCCUCGGCCUGCGGCCCCGGCCCGCACCUGCCCUACCCGGUGGAGACGCUUCUGGCCUGAGCCGUGCCGGGCGGCUGAGUCCCGCAGGGGUGGCGCAGUCGGGGAGCCGAGGAGCGCAGGCUUCCGGGCUUUGCACUUUCUAUCCAGAGGAAAUGGGACUUUUAGAAAAAAAUCUCCAUCAAACGUGCCUUAAACCUAAAGCAUUUUGACAGAAAUGUUUUAACUUAGUCCAGAAUAUUUUCCUUCAACUUUCAUAGCUUUACAGAGGACCAAAGCAGUUCUUAAUUGUUUUAGUUUCUUGGCCAAGCUUGUUCCUCCCUCCCUUCAUAAAGAUUUUUCUCUGUCCUUGCCGCCCAAGAUCCCUUUAUUCCUACUAUUUUUGUCGCACCUUUAUUGAUUUAUCCCCCUCCUCCCCAAAAAAGUACAUCAGGGAACCAUUCCAUAUGAUAAACGAUAUGACUACUGCUUGGGGUUUACUGGGCCCCAUCCGUGUACGUAUGUGGCAUUUACAGGUAUGACUGAGUGUGAGAAAGGUGUCAGAGAAUCUUAGGUCAUUUCUCUGCUAUCGACCAAUGCUUCACUGUGCCAAAAGGGAAAAAAAAUUUGUUGGGUUUUGUAAUUAAAUUAUUUAUAUAUUUUUGAGACCUGAAUUGAAAAUGUUGCAGGCAACAGGCCACAGCUUUAUUAGUGGUUCUCUAACUGUGGUCUCCUUGGGCCAAGUAAUCUCUUUAAAGGAAAAGUUAGCAUUAUGUGUGUGGGGUGCCAGGACCACUGCCACUGAAAAGCAAGUGUGAUUUUUAUUUUUAAUAUUAUUUUAUUUGUGUCUGUGUAUAUAUUCGUGUGUGAAUUUUAUGAAACCCAAGCAUAGUGCUUAUUUUUUAAUAAAAUGUACAGCUGACUUAAA